AUGUACCUCAUGAAGAGGGGCUGCAAACCAUACCCAGGGAGUUCUGGGGAGGAAAGAGCCCCUAGCUUGGAGCUGGUGGAGAAGCCUCAUGGCAGGGAGAAGCCACACAGGUGCUUGGAAUGUGGGAAAUGUUUCAGCUGGAGCUCCAGCCUGAGGCAGCACCAGGUGAUCCACCCUGGGGAGAGGCCCUUUGAGUGUGGGGAGUGUGGGAGGAGUUUCAGCCACAACUCCAUCCUGAUCCAACACCAGAGGAUCCACACUGGGGAAAAGCCAUUUGAGUGUGGGGAAUGUGGGAAGAGCUUCAGGCAGAGGGGCCAACUGAUACGACACCAGGUGAUCCACACUGGGGAAAAGCCCUACAAGUGUGGGGAAUGUGGGAGGAGCUUCAGAGGAAGCUCAGCAUUGAUUCGGCACCAGGUCAUCCACACGAGGGAACGGCCCUACACCUGCUUGGAAUGUGGGAAGAGCUAUGGGUGGAGCUCAGACCUGAGAAAACACCAGCGCACCCACUCUGGGGAGAGGCCCUACGAGUGUCCUGAGUGUGGGAAGAGGUUUCACAGGAGCUCCGAUCUCCUCAAACAUGAGCGGAUUCACACAGAGGAGAGGCCCUUCCGCUGCCCCGACUGUGGGAAGGGCUUCAAGCAAAACUCCACCCUCACCCUGCACCGGCGCAUCCACACUGGGGAGAGGCCCUACGAGUGUGGGGAGUGUGGGAUGAGCUUCUCACAGAGCUCUCACUUGACAGAACACCAGGUGAUCCACAUGGGGAAACAGCCCUACAAGUGUGGGGAGUGUGGGAAGGGCUUUGGGUGGAGCUCCAACCUCAUCAAUCACUGCAAGAUCCACACUGGGGAGAGAACCUAUGAGUGUCCCGAGUGUAGGAAGUUGUUUCUGAGCAGCUCCAAUCUCAUCGUAAUGAUACAUCAGCAGAUUCACACAGAGGAGAGGCCCUUCCACUGCCCCGACUGCGGGAAGGGCUUCAGGCGCAACUCCACCCUCGUCACCCACAGGCACAUCCACACUGGGGAGAGGCCCAAUGAGUGUCCUGUGUGUGGGAAGAGAUUCUCCAGAAGCUCUCACUUGGGCCAACACAAAUGGAGGCACCAUUAA
Agelaius phoeniceus (red-winged blackbird) is the source of this 1110-nucleotide messenger RNA. Lineage: Eukaryota; Metazoa; Chordata; Aves; Passeriformes; Icteridae. The record is from RefSeq and is a predicted model, not a curated record.